AUGUUUGGAUCAGAUGGUGUUCAUUACCCUGAUUGUCUUAGCGACGAUCCCAGGGUGGGUGCACCAAAAACGGCAGUCACCCAGGAAAACGUCGAUGCUGUGUGCAAACUCAUCAUUGAAGAUAGACAUGUGACAUAUCGCAAGAUUGAGGCGCCCUUAAAGAUCUCAAAGACCUCAAUUCAAAAAAUUUUACAUGAAGAAUUAGGAGUAAGAAAAUUAGUUUCUCGUUGGAUACCAGCCAGGGUUAAUUUUUGUCAAAAAACGCUUGACCGUGAAGAAAAGCCAACAAAAAUGGUCGCGACAUUUGUGUCAAAAGCGGGUCCUAUUGCAACAAUUCCUCUUGAAGAGCAAAGGACUGUUACUGCGGAUUGGUAUACCACCAUGUGUUUGUCAAAAGUCAUCACCGAGCUUCGAAAAAUCAACCCCGAAAGAAGAAUCAUCCUCCACCAAGACAAUGCAAGCUCGCGCACAGCCCAAAAAACAAGGCAUCCCAAUCUAAGUCCUAACGAUUUCUUUACUUUCCCGAAAAUUAAAAACAGACUGCAGGCAGUUGACGCAUUCAAAAAUGCCGUUUUGGAUCUGCCAGCAAACAAGUGGAAUAAGUGCUUCGAAAAUUGGUUCGAGCGCAUGCAGAUGUGUAUUAAUAUUCGUGGAGAAUACUUCGAAAAACAAUAA
Messenger RNA from Acanthoscelides obtectus, 675 nucleotides. Lineage: Eukaryota; Metazoa; Arthropoda; Insecta; Coleoptera; Chrysomelidae. The record is from the annotation of a GenBank genome assembly.